Messenger RNA from Miscanthus lutarioriparius, 1173 nucleotides. Lineage: Eukaryota; Viridiplantae; Streptophyta; Magnoliopsida; Poales; Poaceae. The record is from the annotation of a GenBank genome assembly.
AUGGGGCAGGCCUCGUCCGCGCGCAGCCGGGGAACCAGCGCCAGUGCUAGGGUUUCGCUUCCGUUCCUGGUGGAUGAGGUGACGGGGUUGCCGCUGAUCGAUUGCCCCAGGUGCGGGGACGUGAGGCUGAUUACGCUCACCUGCAACCACACGAAAAAUCGCGGCAAAAGGUUCUUCAAGUGCCCCAGGAACCACGAAGGGGUGCCAUGGUCAUGCCGAACUUACUUCUUCCAGCCAGAGUAUGAGAAGUACCUGCAGAAGCGUGGGUAUUUGGACGCCGUCCCUGACCUGACGGAAGUAAACUAUCUGAACUUGGGAAUGGAAGAGUCUAGAUCAUUUUCACUGGAAGUUCCACUGAAGUUGAAGAACCUAUUUGGCUACUGCAAAAACUGGGAUACAUCAGGUGCUCUUGAAUUAGAUCACAUAGCAGAACUAAGUGCUGGAGUGGAAAUGCCCAGAAUUGGAGCAAGACUACAUGCCAGGAUAUCAUUUCUAUCAGAGGAUUGGUUGAAGUCUUCACUCAAAGAGCACAUUAUGGGUGUUUCUGUUGGCUUGCUCUCCACCACGAAUCAUAGCCUUGCUUACAACCUGAUAUGGCGAAAUUUAACAGAUCCAGCAUGCAUGUCAUCCAAUUCCAUACAAGAGCAUUUAGGACAUAGGCUUUUGUCCUCUAUUAAGUAUGUGUACAAGGAUGACCAGAGGGACUCAAGCAUAAGGCCUACACGUGGGUAUGCUUAUUUGUCAUCUUACCAAGUUGGAUGCCUUGCACCAGGAAGCAAAGACUCAUGGUGUCUUCGUAAGGAAGUUGAUCUUCGAGUGGCUUUCCCACUUGGUGUGCUAAAUGGUGCUCUCAAUGCUGUCAUGGCUGCAGGAGUCUUCGUUCCUCUGGAAAGGAGAUCCACAAGAUCUAUUUUACCACUUUCAGAAAGAUUUUACUUGGGUGGUAACAGGUCCCUUGUUUGCCACUUGGGUGUCCAAAAGGUCUGGAGCCCAAAGACUUUGGAACCUCUGGCCCCAAUAAUUCCAAGGAUGGUGCUUCCACUUCUCCUGAGGGAGCUGGGAAUUCAUGGCCACGCAUUCAUUUCUGCUGGAAAUCUUGCUAAACUAAGAGAGCAUGGUCGUGGGAAGUUUUCCCUUACUGACUUCCUACAGACAUUCAGAAGUUCUGCAUGA